Colletotrichum godetiae is the source of this 3675-nucleotide messenger RNA. Its product is annotated as alkaline elastase YaB. The coding region runs from base 1 to 3675 and encodes 1224 amino acids. Gene Ontology annotation, biological process: proteolysis. Lineage: Eukaryota; Fungi; Ascomycota; Sordariomycetes; Glomerellales; Glomerellaceae. The record is from RefSeq and is a predicted model, not a curated record. Gene Ontology annotation, cellular component: membrane; cell wall. Gene Ontology annotation, molecular function: serine-type endopeptidase activity. The transcript has a single exon.
AUGGCUCGGCUUUCCGGAAUCCUCCAAGCGGCCCUCGCCGCAGCCGCCGCCGUCUCGCCGGCCACGGCAGCCGAGGGUGGCUUCGCCAGCGGCCGCACCCGCCUCACAAGCCCGGCCUCCGACGCUGCAUCGGGCCGUUACAUCGUCGAGCUCGAAAACUCGACGGGUCCCAGCACCCGCCAGGACUCUUCCGUCGGCGACUCCAUCGUCGGUCAGAUCUCAUCUCUUGGCUACGAGGCCACCGUCAAGGAGGACUUCUCGACCAUCUCUGGUCGCUUCAAGGGCGUCUCCAUCGAGAUUGCAAACGAUGAUUCCUCUGGUAUCGUCGAUGACAUCAAGAGCCUCCCGGGCGUCGCCAACGCCUGGCCGGUGCAGCCCAUUACCUUAGAUGUCUCUUUUGAAGUCACAACCGGCACGAAGAAAUGGAACCCUCACAUCGCUACUCGCGUCAGCGAGCUCCACGACCGCAACAUUACCGGCACCAGCCAGCGCGUCUGCGUAGUGGACAGCGGUGUAGAUGUGUCGCACCCAGCUCUGGUUGGCAAGAUCGCUGGCGGAAAGAACCUCUUCGAAGAGAACUCGACCGCCCUCACGGACUGCGCUGGCCACGGCACCUUCGUCUCGUCCAUCAUCGCCGCUUCUAACCAGGACUUUACCGGAGUCGCACCCGGCUCGGAGAUCUACAUGUACAAGGUCUUUGGCUGUGAGGAUGCGACAUCCAAUGACAUGGUUCUCAAGGGUAUGCUCGCUGCCGACUCGGAUGACUGCGAUAUCAUCUCCGUUUCGAUUGGCAGCAACACUGGCUACGUCAACUCAGUGCUUUCUCGUGUUGCCAGUGAAAUUGCCCAGGACAGACUCAUUGUCAUUGCUGCUGGCAACUCGGGUGCGAUGGGACCUUAUUUCGCAAGUUCCCCCGCUGCCGGCCGUGGUGUCGUCUGCGUUGGCUCGGUCGAGGCAGCGCAGACCUUGGGAUGGCCUGCAACGAUCGUCUCAUCUGGUGGCCAGUCCCUUAACAUCUCGUACGUCACAUCUGAUGGCAGCAAGUUCAACAGCACAAUCGAUGUGCCCAUCGUUCUCGACAGCGGUGACUCGUGCAACAUCGCCGGCUCUGGCCCUGACUCCACCGCUGUUCUCGCGAAACGUGGUGUCUGCGAGCCAGCUGGAUCUUACUCCUCCAUUGCCGGCGCCGGAUUCGGUUACGGGAUCCUGUACGACUCUUACAACCAGGGCGCUUACUACAUGGAUGAAGUCGUUGCUUGGUCUGAUACCCUCAAGCUCAUGGCUGUAACUACAGCUUCAGUCGGAGACUGGGCAGCCGCGCAAACUGCGAAGAACUACACCCUUCACUUGAAGAUUGAAGCUGAUGCUCAACCGGCCGCCUUUGCCGCUGAAGUCCCCAGCGCUGGUCAGCUCUCAACCUUCACAUCGUGGGGUCCGACUUACGAGAACGACUUCUCCCCCAUCAUCUCCGCGCCCGGUGGUGUGGUCUACGGCGCCUUCCCUGACGGCAAAUUUGCCAUUUCCUCCGGAACAUCGUUCGCUACACCUUACAUCUCAGGUGUUGCUGCUCUGUGGUUUGCGUAUGCAAAGAAGGACCGGGCCGAAUUUGUGCGCAGACUGACAUCCACCGCUCUGGCCCUGCCUGCUUUCGAAUCCAUCGACGGCAAGGUCCUCAGCCAGGUUGCGUCGCUUGCUCAACAGGGCGCCGGUCUUGUUGAUGCUGCGAAGUUGUUCGACUUGACCACUGUGCUGCUUUCCGAGCCAAGUCUGUCCCUGAAUGAUACGGACAACCGAGUCAGCACUCACACUAUCCGCAUCCAGAACACCGGUUCAGAGGAAGUGACUUACAACAUCACUCACAUCGCCGCUUCGACUGUAUCAUCCAGGAACAGCCUCUUGUACCCCAACACCUACUACCCGCCUUUGGUGUCCGCUGCCGGAUCCUUGGCCGAUGGCAAGACUAUCACAGUUGCCUCUGGUGCAACUCAGGACAUUGAGGUCACCCUCUACGCUCCCGAUGUCGCCCCCGACAGCGGUGCUCUGUGGAGUGGAAAGAUUCUUCUCGCCGGUUCCAAUGAUGACUUGCUGGCCGUGCCCUACAUCGGCAUCGAGGCUUCAACUUACAACUGGACUGCACUGCAUCACGGGCCAGAGUCGUAUCGUUAUGACGAUACUGAUGGCAUCCUGUACCCAAUCGACUACCAAGGCAAAGCAUACCACCCUGCUGAUGGUGACUCGCCUGAGACAUACUUCGCCUUCCGCUACGGCACUUACGAGUUCUCCGUCGACUUGGUCGGCACUGACUGGAAGACGGAGCAGUUCGCGUAUCCGCCGCAGCACAGUUCAGGCUCGCAAGCGUGGCUUGGCUCGGUCAGAUCCCAGCCCCUCACUGAUGGAGGUUACUUUGACUUCCCCAUGAGAGAGAUUGUACGCUUCAACCUGGGUAGCUACAUUACUUUCCGCUCUUUUGCAAACGGCACUGCUAUUCCAUCUGGACGAUACCGCAUCUUCACCCGUGCUCUGCGCAUGUUUGGCGAUGCUUCUAAGUCGGAGGACUGGCAGCUGUUCCUCUCUUAUCCGUUCUCUAUCCAACUCGGUAGCGAUCCUAUACCGGGCCAGAACGCCACAUGGACCUCCAGUCUCCCAUCGUCAACAGCUGCCGUGACUACCGCUACUACCACUGUGACAACCACAACGGCUCCCCCGACAACGACAUCCCCUAUUUCCGUGCCAGGCACAACUACGACGCUCACAGCCACCGCCACGCCCACCGGUCUCGAAGGUGCCUUUACCUCCCUCAAGCUCCAAAGGCUGAAAGAAGAUACCGCCUUCGUUAUUGAUCCGGCAGCAUGGAUGGAACUCCACAUCCAAAUCUCGAUGCCAUCUCCUGUUGCGGCUGACUCCGUUCUGACAUUCGCCGUUCCAGCCGAGAUCACCGACAUCGCAGAUGGAGUCCAACUCUCGGCGUCCGGCGCCCAGGCCGGCGAUACAUCCUUCGACCCGGUGACUCGGCUGUACACAAUCGCGCUAGGAGAUUGGACAACCUGGAACAAGAACAUGGUCGGCGAUUUCUUCCUCAUGUGCCGUUUCACGCCCGAGUUUGCCGCUUCCAUGAAGCAGGGAACCUACGUCGUGCAGUUCCCUACCGUCGGCAAGGUCUGGGAAGCACCCGUAUACUACACCGCCGUCGACCGUUCUGUGGUAUAUGAACGGCUUUCUACCGCUCCAUACGACGGAACAUCGUUGUACACUGCCGAGGUAGAAGUUCCUGCCUCCUUGGGACCUUGGGACUUUGUUCGUCUGACGACGUCUCACUCGGCUGAUUCCGACGGAUUCGUCUGCGCCAACUCUAGCGUGGUGAUUGGAGAAACCCUUGACGCCGAAAACCGCAUUGAGAGUUUCACUGACGUCACGGCCUCGGCUACGGAGGUUUGUAAUGUCAAGAACUUCAGGGCAAUGUACAAUGAGACAUUAACAGGCGAUGAUGUUCUUCGGUUUACGAUGGGCAACAUCCAAGGUAACCGCGACCAGUGGACACUGAGUGUGGUUUACUUGCUGGAUGUUCAACUGUCCAAUGGAACCUUGGUGUUGUAUGACCAACGGACGCUCGAGUUUGAGAAGAACCCGCGCUUGAGGACGGUCAAUUUCAACGCUUUCACUGGCGAGAGGGCCUAG